Messenger RNA from Mobula hypostoma (lesser devil ray), 7559 nucleotides. It is a transcript of the gene mtus1b, whose product is annotated as microtubule associated tumor suppressor 1b. Gene Ontology annotation, molecular function: microtubule binding. Bases 759 to 4706 code for a protein of 1315 amino acids. Lineage: Eukaryota; Metazoa; Chordata; Chondrichthyes; Myliobatiformes; Myliobatidae. Gene Ontology annotation, cellular component: cytoplasm; nucleus. The record is from RefSeq and is a predicted model, not a curated record. The transcript is spliced from 15 exons.
AAAUCAUCUUUGGAAUUGUAACUUUACUGGCGAGUGCAGGGUGAUUAAGGCUUGAUUUAAAAACUAUUUUGCACUUUUGAAUGAUUUUGCUGUCGUCUGCAUUCUUGCUGAUGCGGUUUUGGAAAAGUGAUUUGCUGUGCAAUGUUUCACGUUAAUUUAUCCCAAGGAGAUCCGACACUCCCAUUUCAGUGACGAAAGCGCUGGUGGUGAAUUUUGGCCCGGUUACUCGCUUGAAUCUGAAGUGCAGCUCAGCGGCUUUGCUACGUUAAUUAAGAGACAGCUUUCAGGAUUGUUCUCAGAUUUUUAGUGAAGGAGUAUUGCCAAGACUUAAACAUUCCAACCAGUCUGGGGAGGGAAAAAAAGUGAAUACUUGCUGUUUGUGCUGCAUAGCUGAGUUAAUCCACAAAAGCAGUCCCGCGAGUUUUAAUGGUUUGGUUUACAGAAUGUCGCAAUCGGCAGUGCAGCCAAAUAAUGAAUGCCUGCCUCUGUUUAAUGCAGAGGAAGUUUUCAUGAUUCACUACUUGCUUUUCAGUUCGCUAUCCUGUUCGUGAUAACAUCUCAUGUUGCAGGUAAAGUUCAUUUGCUUGAACAAUCAGCGUGCAAGUCAAUAGUAUAACAAUUAAUAUUUUGGCAGAACUGCUCUUUCGUGGAUUUUGCUCCUUGCAAUUAAAUGCACCAUUGCUAAUGUCAGAUCAAUGCUCUAAAGGACACUAAUUGGAAAUAUUUGAAGUAAGCUUGCAUGCAACAGCUGCAGUGGAAUGGAGGAAACUUGGCACAAUACAAUACGUGAUUCUCAUCAGUCUGUUUUGACCAGUGACAAACAUGACAGCAAACAUUACAGUGCACAAAUAUCUCCUGAAACAGUCCAUGUUGCACCCCAAUGGACUAUUGAAAACUGUAUAACGCCAGAUAUGCAAGUGUUCCCAUGUAAUAACAGUGGUGGGGCAAUCUCAGCUGACCAAAAAAUCUCUGUGCUCCAGGAUAUAGCUGGACUUGAAUUAGAAGUGGUUGAAGACCAGCCCUGUUCUCAAAGUAGUUCUUCGGAUCAGUACAUGACAGCAAAUUUGAGUUGCAACUCUGAGAGCUCUGCUACAAUAACAGAUCCUGGCUGGUGUUUGCAAACUCUCAAAUUAAGUACUUCUAUCAAAAGUAACCUACCUUAUAUUGAACCCCUUAAUGAAGAUCAUGCUACAGAUUCUGCACAAAAGUUAAAAUCUAUUACAAAUGAAGCAUAUCUUCGGAAAGCAGAUCAUCGUGCUUCAAGUAAUAGCUUGAACUUGGAUACAGUUGAUAAUACCAAUGGUAACAGUAUAGGAAUGAAAAUGUACAUGGAAGGUUUAGAACAUCCAGUAGUGCCUUGCGAAACAGAGUUGGAAAUGAAAGGUAUUAGUCUGGGCAGCACUGAGCAUGAUUCUAGUGCGCUUGUCCUUGAAUCAUCAGUAUUUUCUAAUAGUUCAUAUGAUCCAGUUGUAUCAGAUCAGUCGCUGGAUGUUUUUGAAUCUGCAGGUGAAAAUGAGCUGAUAGAUAACAUGUUGAUGACUUAUCAACUGUCAUCAGAAGUUGACUCUGAUUCCAAGGACUCACUUGAGCAGCAACAGGUUGUAGAUGAAACAGAGGAAGUGCAAUGUCAAACAGACUUAAGUCAGAGUACUGGAUUCUCUCUGAACUCUUGCCAAACUCCUAACCAAGAUUGCUGUGCAAGAGUAGAUUGUGGUAUAACCAAUUCCACUGAUAACCAAUAUGUGAAAUAUCAGCCAAAAGAAAUGUUAGAUGAGCAGUUGGUAGCUGCAAAUGAACGAAGUUGCAAAGGUGACUGCAAGAAACCUAUGAGAAUGACUGCAGCUCAAAGGUAUGAAAUUGAAGCUUGUAGAAAGCCAGCUAACUCAGCAAUGAAUGCCACUUUUAUUGUGCUGCAGGAAAGAAAUGAUGCAAAAUCUGCCUCUAAAGUUAACAAUUGGAAUGCUGAUGCACAGGAACUUGCACAAGCAAAGGAUGUAAAUAAUGAAACAUUCUUAAUUUCAAAUUUAACGAUUCAUGAAGAUGGAAGUUCAUAUUCUCAAACAUCAACCCCAUUACCAGAGUCCACAACAGCUUUUUUCAGCUCACCAUUUCAGAAUCCAACAGGCAGAACUGAAAGGAAUGGUUCAUUAUCUGCAGGAGAGUCUCCAACUAACUUGCAGCUGCAGCCAAAUACAAAGGACCCAGUACAAAAGAAAUGCUGCAAAGUAAAACGUAAUGCAAAUGUGAAAGUCAAAUUGACUAAAGUGGAGAUAAAAUGCUACCCCAAGCCUAACUUCAACAAUGUCAAACCUAAAGUUGUAUCUAGAGUUCAUAUGAGCUUGCCACCAAAAAAUGUCCCCUCUUCAUCAGAGGAUUCAUCAAAAAACGUUCCUAGAUCACCUCUAUCUCCAUGUUCUCAAUCUUCUAAAGCCCUGAAUAAAGGUAGUCUUUCAAAAUCAGCACCAAAACCAAAGACAGCAGUGUUGAAAUUGCAGAAUGUCACAUGUAGGAAAACUUUUCCUGCAAACAAGCAACAUAUUUCAACUGCAGAAAAUAUUUUAAAAUCAAAUGGUAAGAGUAUUCAAACCUCAAUGGCUUCCAAAUUGGCUUUGGUUGAUGAAGCAUCAAGUCAAGUGCACAACUCAUUGGGCGAUCGAAAGUCAUCAUCAUCUAUAAGCACAACUCACGAGCUUAAUAAAACUUUUCACUGUGGUGGCAGGGAGAGAGCCAGUCUUGCAAAGCAGAAUGUUCCUGUUAUUGAAAAACCAAGAGCCAGAUGUAAAAGUUUAGCAGAUGCAGCAGAUCAUGGAGUUGGUUGCAAUGUUCCAGUUUCUAUGGCUGUACUGAAGAAGACUCACAGCACAGAAGUUGUUUUAACUAAGUCUGCACCCAGUGAUCAAGUUGGGCGGAGGCCAUCGUUCAGCAAUAAGAGAAGCUUGCCUAUGCCGUCUCAAUCUGCAAAAUUAAGAGUACAGUCUUCUGUGUCUAAAUUGUCUCUGGAAAGUGUAAGGAAGGAUGACCGCACCAGUGUCAUUCAGGGUCCAACAAAUAAACAGCUACUGCAAUUUGAGGAACAAAAAGCUGCUUCAAAACCAAGGAAUGGAUCAGUUACAGCCACUUUAAACUUGGGAUGUAAAACAGUAAAAGGUACAUUCAACUCUAAACUGCCUGUUCCCACUUCUGGGUUGAAACGAGUUAACAGCAUAUCAUCAAACAGCAGUAGUGUAUCAAUUCAGAGUGUUCAGAGCACUUGCAGUAGUAGAGUUGCCUCAAUUCAUCACAGAGACGCUUCAAGAGAAUGUUUACUCUCUGCAUGUGCCAACCGUAUUCAAAAUCAAUCUGCUUCAGUACUAAAAAAUAAAUCUGCAUCUGUCAAGACCCCGUGCAAAGGAGCAUGGAGAAAUGCAAACACUGUGAGCAGGAUCCUUCCAGGAUCUGUCCCAAGGUCCACCAGACAAUUAAGCACUUCCAGCAAGUUAAAAGCUGACAGAACUUGGGUGAAGUCCAACUCUGCACAGAAGACAGGCUCCCAAUCUAAUGUGUCAAUCCAGGCUUCAGAUUUGCACUCAGUAGAGAAGAGAACCCCUGGGCUAUAUCGCUACAGAACUACAUGUGAGAAGCAGGCUGCAUCAAUUGCAAAGCUGAAAGAACUGUUAAAAGCAAGUAACCAAAGAUGUGAAGCAUUUGCAAUAGUGGUUCAGUAUCUUCAAGUCCAGAAGGAGGAAGUGGGCAAACGGCACAAGGAAUUGUCUCAAGAGUUGCUUACUUUACAUCAUGAACUAGAAACGAGGAAUUCGACCUGUCUUCGAUUAGAGAAGGAUCGGGAAGAACUGCAAAAAAAAUACGAAGGAGUCAUUGAAAAGCUGUCUGAAGAACACCAGAAUGAGCUUAAAGAGUUGGAAGAAAAGUUGGAACAGCUAUUCAAUGCAGAGAAGAUUCAUUUAGAGCAAAACUUCAAAAAAGAUGUGGAAAUUCUGCAAAAAGAGCUGCAAAAUGAGGUGGAAAACAUAACCUCCAAGCAUGAAGCCCAUAAACUAGAACUUAUUGCAAAUCAUGCAAAGAGCCUGGAGUCCCUUGAAAGGGGCUAUCAGCAGUCUUUGGCAGAACUGACGAGAUCACAUGAGUUGGAACAGAAGACACUGGAAGAGGACCUUAAAGAGAGACGAUUGCUAUUUGAGGAACAAAUUGCAAAACUGAAUGAGGAAAAUGAUUCUUUGAAAGAAGAAAUCAAAGCAAAAGAAAUUGCAAAAGCACAAAUGCAGAAAGAUCAAAAAGUUGACCCCGUGAGCCUAUAUUUGGAGCAAGAAUUGGAAAGUCUGAAGGCAGUGCUUGAAAUAAAAAAUGAGAAAAUACAUGAUCAAGAAAAAAAGCUGAUGCAGAUGGAAAAACUGAUGGAGAAGCACGUAGUGCUGGACGAAAAGCUUAAAAUUGUACUUCAAGAAAAUGAAGACCUAAAAGCUCGAAUGGAUAAGCACAUAGCUGUUUCCAGGCAACUAUCGACAGAGCAAGUGGUUCUACAAGAGUCAUUGCAGAAAGAAUCAAAAGUCAACAAGCGUUUAUCUAUGGAAAAUGAAGAACUUCUAUGGAAAUUGCAAAAUGGAGAUGUUCUUAGUCCUAAAAGGUUGUCACCAAGUUCCUCUUUCUCCUUUCAAUCUUCCAGAAAUUCAACAUCCUCUCUUUCUGGCCCUGGACCCUUACCAAGGUGAUGCAUUCCAAGUUUUUUUACACCAUUAAUUAUUGGAACACACAAGGGCUAUUGGAUUUUGAACAUGGCAAAUAAAAUACUGUUCUGUUAUGGUGUAACAUUAUGGAAAACAUUGUUUUUAGUAUCUACAGUAUAAUUGUGUAUGAUCUGUAUAUAAAACUUGUUGCACAAAGCACUUAAUAUAAACAGCAAGAGUCUUGCUUUUGCCUUUUUGCCUAUUAAAAUAAAACUCAGGGCAUGUAGAUUAUUUUUUAGCAAAUUUGUGUGUUCCUCAUUUGUGUAAAACAUUGGUCUGGUACACAGACAAUUGUAGAUAGGUACUGAGGGUCACCUUCAUGGUGAGCUGACAGGAUGUUGCUUGAAUUCUAUUCCCAGCAAAGGGUGAUUAAAAUAAUGUUGGAAGAACUAGGCAAUAUCCAGAUGAAACUUGGUUGUUUAACAAAUGUCAGGAAAUGCUUGUGCAGUGUAUAGUCCUUGAUACGGUUAAAAUUGGUCAGAUACCUGUAUGUAAAUUUAUCUUCUCUUGGAAGCUAAUGGCCAGAAAAUGUAACAUCAUAGCAUUCAGGAUUUGCUGUUAUAAUGCAGAAAGAUGCUAUUAGAUUAUCUAAGCACUUACUAUUCAAGGAACAUUUAAUAUUAGGCUAGAAAUGCAAGUAGAACACUUAAAUCCAUUGCAAUAUCUGGCUGCAUAUUGCUUGCCUCCUUUAGUUCUAAUGAAUUUUUGUGAAAUUUCCAGGACAGGCCAGAAUUUACCUGCUCAAUCCUGUUGCAGGGUUUCAUUCUACCUUGCAGGACAUUGAGCUGUAUUGUUAAUGGGUUUAAACAAGUCUCUGCAUGGUUCAUAGAGGAUGUAGUUCUAAACAACCCAAAAAAAACUAGGUGUUUUGGUGACAGUAUUUGUUAUAAUUUUAUGAACUUAGUUUUUGUAAUAGAUGAUGAGUUGGACCUGGGAGACUGUAAUGGAAUGCUGGGAUUGAUCAAAAGUAGUAAAAUUAUGAAAUACCAAGUGUCAUAGUUUGACUUCUGACACCAAAAAUUGCACCAUUCUCUUCAGAGAAGAUUUGUAGCUUUUCUGGAACUUGUCUCUAUUGGGUUUGUGGCUGGACAUAUAUAAGUGAUCAUUUCAGUCUUUCCUCUACCUUUUUUGAAACAGCUUGUGAAUCUGCAGCCCUGUGUAGAUCCCCAGUGGCCAGAAAGAGAGCCCACAUAUUCUGGUUUGGAGUACUUGUUAGAGCUGUAGGUUCUGGAAAUUGAAAGGAAUCCUUUUGCUGUUAUUUUGGUAGAUUAACCCCAAAUCAAAAUGAUCUGUUAGCUUUAACAACCUCCAUGUGCAAAUUAAUGAAACACUGCUUUUAAAUUUGUGAUCAUGAUAGCUCCAUUAUGCAUGAAUGCAAUAAAGGUGAGAAUGGCAUUCUUUUCACAAUCUUGUUAAAGUAAAUAAUUGUAAUGCAAUUGUUCUAAUUAUACUUUAGUUACUUCUAUUGAUAUUAUUUAUUCUUGACAUGCCCAUGAGCUGGUGAAUUCCAAAGACUGAGGAUAAAUCUUUAGAAAAAAAUGUUGAAAAUUGCUUUUUAGCCCAGCAGAAAUUGUGAUUUUGUUACAUUGAACGUGAGUGAACCCAUUCUACUGUAUUGAUAUAUAUAUAUAUUAAAAGUGAGCUGUCUGUUUUUGAAUUCCCAAAUGAAAAUUGGCAUUUGCCUUAAAUGUUUUCAAUUUUGUCUUGAUGUUUACUGAUUUACAGUUCACUUUACAAAUUAAUCAGUAUGUAGAGUUGUAUCUGAUUUGAGUUGCAUAGUAUUGAAUGCUUCAAUUUCUCAGGCAAAUAUGAUAAUUUUAAGUGGAACAGCACUUGUUUCUGAUCUGUGUACUGGUAACUUUAUACACUGGAUAAAAAGGAACCUCAAUCAUUGUCAUAAAUUCUGUGUUUAGAUUCAUUUAACCUAUAAAUUGGGGAGAGCCAGAAAAUUGGAUUUAUUGAUGGCUCUCAUUUCUAUGCAAUGUCAUCCCACAAACUUGUAAACAUCUUGAUGUGGAUCUGCAAUACUAAACAUGUUAACUUUCUGAUCAAAACAUUCCAGUAUUCGUACAGGUUUUCAAGUAACACACCUAAUGCCUUUACCAUUUUUUUUGUCUAGUGCUGGUACUAUAUGAAGUAAAGUCUUGUUUCAUCAGUUGUGAAAAUGAUUUUGUUUAAAAUAAAGUCGUCUGCCUCAUUUCAAUCAGAAUUUUAAAUAAUUACCUUAAUCCUAACAAUAACCAACUGGAUUGAUUCAAAGGUAUUUCUCAUAUUUGAUAGACCAAUGCUUAUUAUGCAACUCAUGAGUUUUUUUCUUCAUUACACAUACGUGUUUUUGAAACUCAUUUAUGCACAUGGGAUGGGCCUGAAGUUUCCUGUUGCAAAGGAAUGUUAGUUGAUCACACCUGUAUUAUGUGAAUGUCAGUUUAAAAAGAGAUGUUUUCUUUGUGAUCCAUAGAGAUGCAUAAUUAAAAAAACCCUCACAUUUACUGAUGCUUUUUGGAUGGUUUUAGGUACUUGCAGUAUUUUAACUAGCAUAUCCUUAGAAGCUAGUCUGUUAUAUUUAAAAAAAAACUCCCAUCUUCAAAGUAUUUGUUAUAGUUUGGAUAACUUUGGAAUUAGUUCAACAAGAUCUAAAGUGAAUUUAUAAUGUGUACUUUCUGCAAACUAGAGGCCCAAGGCAAAAAGGGCAAUAGUUAAAGUACUUUAACAAAGCUAAAUAUCUUGAUUUCAUUUUACAUGUACCUUGUGCAUUGAUCAAUUUUAAUCUUUUGCAUUGUAAAUGUAUUUGUUGCUUCCUGGUUGAAUAAAGUCAUUACUGUUUUCUCUAAUCAAACU